Molecule: messenger RNA, 2044 nt
Organism: Caenorhabditis auriculariae
Lineage: Eukaryota; Metazoa; Nematoda; Chromadorea; Rhabditida; Rhabditidae
Source: the annotation of a GenBank genome assembly
AUGGAUCCGCCUCUUCGAAAACCGGUCAGUUCCCCCCCAUUCCCUCUUUUACUGUCUGACCUGUCUGCCCUCUCUUUUCCCUCCCCAACUAGGUCAUAGAAGCCAGGAAAUGGCACGUGAGAGAAAAGAAAGCGCAGAGAAAACAGAUCGUUUCGAGCUAUAGUGAAUGGACUAUAAUAUUUUUCAAUGAGUCCCUUUUAACUUUUUCAAAAUUAUUGGAUCAUGGUCGCAAUUAGAAUGGCUAUAUGCGCAAUUCUUACAAAGCGGUUGUUUUUAAACGCUCCCGACUUGAAACGACUUGCGCGCAAAGUCAUCAGAAUGCCUCCGAACAAUAUUACGAAUAUCUAGUCGCCUCUAGACGCGAAUUUCAACCAAAACGCGACCACGACGCUUAGAAACAUUCCAAAUGCAACCACGGAAACUUAAAAUAUUCAAAUGACAAUCAAAAGUUCAGGCGAAAUGGACAAAAGCGACUUAUACGUGCGUCCUUUCUUCGGUUCUCGCCUUGAGUUACAGCCUCGUCUUUAGCAUAUUCAGCUUGGUCGUUAUCAAUAUCACCAGGACUCCUGGUUUCUUUUCCUUGUACUGCGCAAGUUUCAAACAGUAUAGAUUCCGCGCCAGUUUUUCACGAUUUUUGCUUUCCUUCAAGCCAGAAACGUUCCCCUCGAUGCGUGCGGCAUGUCUCUAUGCAUGCGCCUUCAAUACAACAUGAACUUGAGCCUAAAUCAUUUGAUUUGUAUUCGAUUCAGCUUAGAAAAAUGUUUCAAGUGAAAAUCAAAUUAUUUUACCUAAAAUUCCAAUAUAUUAAAGGCGCGUGCACAGAGACAGGCCGCGCGCAUCGAAGCUAAGGGUUCUGUAGCUCACAGAAAAACGAAAAUGGCGACAAGCUGGCGUGGAAUAGGCUAUAUGAUGCGGAUGAUUUCUUUUCGUUAAAAAAAUAUGAAAAGUUAGAAGCUCAUUCUUUCUGACCAAGGCAGUGAGGAGCACAAAAAAAGAAACUUUCUCUCCUUUUUUGACCUGAAUUUUUACUUAUCUUAUCAGAAACCCUCGUAAAUAUUAUAUCAAGUAUGCUUUGAAUGAACCAGGAUCAAAUUGAUUUGAGAAUACUUGUCUAAAUUUCCAAAUACGGCAGGGUUUGCAAUGACUUAUUCGCUCUAAUUACCAUUGCACGCGGUUUUUGGAUUUCAAAAGCCCUUAACACAAAAUUUAGUAAGUCUCUAAGUUCAAAACGCGAUAAUACAAAUAUAAAUCACCCACCGCCUUUUUUUGAAACGUUUCGAGGCCUAUGAGUCAAGAAUAACCUAAUUAAAGACUCAAAACAGCUUUUCGUUUCGGGACCAUCUUCGAUAUUGGCUCAUGCUCCUUUAAACACUUCAAGCAGUUUUUCUAAAUAAACUGCACUUUCCUCAUUUUCAGGGUGGGAGUUUUUCAAAAGUCCCUUCGGUAUAUGCUGUCUGAUCAUACUGGCCCUGACUCUCAUCGGACUUUUACUACGUCUCAAAUUUGCAAAAGGCAUGAGAAAGGUGUACGCCUAUAUAUGCGUUAUAGUAUCGGUAAUGCAAAAAAAAUAAAUUUUUAAAGGAAAUCCCAAUUCCAGACUUUGAAACUUCUAUGCGAGAUUGCUUGCUUGUUGAUCGUUCUCACUGGUAAACAGGGAGGUUCGUCAAUUUUCUCAACUUGGAAAAGGAAUUUUUUUCAAAAAUCAAGAGCCCUUCCUCUUUUCAAGCCAAGAAAGUCUUAUCUACUAACUCAAAAAACUCCUAAUCGUUCAGAACCGGAGAUAGCGGACUUGGCGGUGAGCCAGGUGAUCAUCUCGACCAUGGACCUCGUCGUUUUCUGCGCCUUCUUCUCUUACAUCAGACGCUACAAACACCGGGUCUACAUGUUCAAAAACGGCAUCCAGCCGCCUCGGCCGCCGCUGAUCACCUCUGCGAGAGUUCCUCUCCGGGCAAGCCCCGCUUCUACGGCUUUUACUCCCACUCCGCUCUUUGUCCCCAACCCGCCUCCCAAGAAUCCAACCUCCUCGGUCACGUCUGCCCAUUGA